CCCACGGCGCGGCGCCCCCCGCCCCGCCCGCGCUGCGGAGAAUGGGCACCUCGGGCUGCCGGGCGCCGCAGGAGGAUAGACCCCGGUGAUCACCGGCUCUGCCCGCGCCACCACCAUGUCCGUGGCCUUCGCGUCCGCGCGGCCGAGAGGCAAAGGAGAGGUCACGCAGCAAACCAUUCAAAAGAUGCUGGACGAGAACCACCACCUGAUCCAGUGCAUCCUGGACUACCAGAGCAAGGGCAAGACGGCGGAGUGCACCCAGUACCAGCAGAUCCUGCACCGGAACCUGGUCUACCUGGCCACCAUAGCCGACUCCAACCAGAACAUGCAGUCGCUGCUGCCCGCCCCGCCCACCCAGAACAUGAACCUGGGCCCCGGAGCACUGAGCCAGAGCGGUACCAGCCAGGGCCUGCACCCCCAAGGCAGCCUCAGCGACGCCAUCAGCACAGGCCUGCCCCCGGCCUCCCUCAUGCAGGGCCAGAUCGGCAAUGGUCCCAGUCACGUGUCCAUGCAGCAGACGGUGCAGAGCACCCUGCCCACAACUUCCAUGAGCAUGUCUGGUAGUGGCCACGGCUCGGGACCUGGUUACAGCCACUCGGGACCUGCCUCUCAGAGCGUCCCCAUGCAGGGCCAGGGCGCCAUCAGCAACUACGUGUCUCGGACCAACAUCAACAUGCAGUCCAACCCAGUCUCCAUGAUGCACCAGCAGGCGGCCACAUCCCACUACAGCUCUGCGCAGGGCGGGAGCCAACACUACCAGGGCCAGUCGUCCAUGGCCAUGAUGGGCCAGGGCGGCCAGGGCAGCAGCAUGAUGGGGCAGCGGCCCAUGGCGCCCUACCGGCCCUCCCAGCAAGGCUCUGCGCAGCAGUACCUGGGCCAGGAGGAGUACUACAGCGAGCCGUACGGCCACAGCCAGGCCGCCUCGGAGCCCAUGAGCCAGCAGUACUACCCCGAGGGCCACAGUGACUAUGCCUACCAGCAGUCGUCCUACUCGGAGCAGAGCUAUGAGCGCUCCUUCGAGGAGUCCACGCAGCACUACUACGAGGGGGGGAACUCCCAGUACAGCCAGCAGCAGGCUGGGUACCAGCAGGGCACCGCCCAGCCGCAGACCUACUCCCAGCAGCAGUACCCCAACCAGCAGAGCUACCCUGGGCAGCAGCAGGCCUACGGGCCUGCCCAGAGUGCCCCCUCACAGUACUCCAGCUACCAGCAAGGACAAGGCCAGCAGUACGGGGGCUACCGAGCAUCGCAGACGGGACCCUCUGCCCAGCAGCAGCGGCCUUAUGGCUAUGAGCAGGGCCAGUACGGAAACUACCAGCAAUGAAGGACCCGUGUUCUCGUUGGAGCCUGGUGGGAGUGUGUCUGGGCGCUGGACAGCUGUGGUGGUUCUGAUGAACUGUGCCAUGUUGCUGGCCCCUCACCCAGCGCCGUGCCUGCAUGUGAACGUGCCCACCUUAUGUUGGGUACGAAGCCACCUGCACCUCUGGUGCAAGACAGCACUGUGCUGGGACCUGGGGUGCCGUGUGUGGUGUUGUAUGUCAGUGCGAUGGAGCAGUUGUCCCAUUUCUGCCCCCCACCCUCUUUUCCGUGUUCCUAGCUAGUUUUGGGGGUCAUCUCAUCCUCAGUGUUCUGUGCCUGGGGAUGGGACAUAGCUGAAAGGUGCCACGGUCCUCGUGUUCACAUGAGCAAGCUGGGUCUGCUCCCUCCCGUUGGGUGUGCUGUGGCCGGAGCAGCUCCUGCUCUGGCCACUGCCUGCUGCCCUCAGACCCCGUCGCCUCCGGAGCCCGGCAGUGCUGGGCCCUGUGUGUGGGCCAGUUUCUGUUUGGUGUGACAAGGAUGCACAGCUUCACCUGCAGGAGCCAGACCCUCUGCUGCCUCGCCCCUCGCCAGCUCUGUUCUCCAGAAGGAUAUUGUCCUGUGUUAAAGGUGAAGAGGACAGCGACUGUAUUCCAAAUAAUUGAGCCCGAGGGCAGCGUGUGGUCAGCCUGCCCAGGGAGAGUCGUGUCACCCAAGGGCAGGGGCAGUUCUCUGCCAGCAGGGCAGUCGGAAAGGGCCUGGCUUUGGCCUUUGUUCAUCUUAUGUCUUUUCUAGGAUUCGAAUAUUUAAUAUGCCCAGUCCUAAGGAUUUAAAGUAUUUAUACCAAAUCUCCCAGCGGUUGGCAAGUUGUUUAUUUUGUGUCAUUUCUUCCAGGACCGACCUGUUCUGAUCUCCAAGCAGGCGUUUCUUUCCUUUUAGGGAUAUCUAAGAUCUGCAUCCUGUUUUUGAAAAGAACCCCAGUAACUUCCCUGUGUCCUUCUGAAUGAAAAGUAAAGGUUUUAUAUGAUGAAAAGUGAGUGACUCUUACAUCACUAGGACAUUCAACCCCAUUUAUCUUCUGUGCAAAUAUCAAGACAGCACACUUGGAAAAUCAUGGCCAAAGGAAAAAGCCUGCGCGGACCCUUGAUCAGCCUUUACCUGGGUAAUAACGACCACUGUAUUUACUAUGAAUCCUUUUUUAAAAAAGAAAUCUUUGUAUAAAUGCUGAUGUAUUUCCAAAAACGACUCAGAAAAUACAAAGAUUUUCCAGUGCUUAAGAUGUUAGGCCUACUAAAGACAACGUUUUCUUUAAUCAAUUUUAUGUUUUAAAAGUUUAUCUACUUUUUUCUUUCUUUCUUUUUCUUUUUUCUUCUUCUUUCUUCUUUCUUCUCCCCCCCGCCCCCAGUACUAGGGAUUUAACCCAGGGCCGCUGUACCACUGAGUACUCCCCAACCCUUAUUUUAUUUAUUUAUUUAUUUUUUUGAGACAGGAUCUCACUAAAUUGCUCGGGCUGGCUUCAAACUUGCCAUCCUCCUGCCUCAGCUUCCUGAGUAGCUGGGAUUACAGCAAAAGUAAUUCUUUGGUCCAGAGUUGAGUACUUCAGAAUUCACAGGACACAUUUGUUUAUUUAUUGAUUUUUCACUUUCACUAUUUUUGCUGCAGUUAAUCCUGGCAGUCCAGCUGGGAACUAUGGAGGUACUGUUGCUAUUUAUAGAGAAGAACCAAGGCUCAGAUGAAAGGACUUUUCUGUGUUGACUGUCAUUCCUGUUCUAGGACAUUUUCCACUCUCCUAUGAGAACAUGGGCAUUUCAGUAUUUAUGUUAUAGGCAUAGGGUUUUUAAAAAGAAAUCCUUAACACUGAUAAGGGCUUAAAAAUAUUAUGCCCAUAUUAAAUUACAGAAAUGAGAGUUCUUAAUUGCUAAAUGACAGAGGCACUGGCAGUUUCAUUUAGGGGUCAUCUCUUGAUUUUGUUCCUUUCUGGAAAUUUUUAUAGAAGUAAUUUGCAAACUCAGCUGGGGACUGCUUGAAAAUGUUGGACACGUCAGGUAACUGUGAAGAUAGUUCCAUCCCCGUGUGUGUGCGGUGUGGGUGUUUUUGUUUGUUUGGGGUUUUUUUUGUAGUUGUAGGUGGACAGCAUGUCUUUAUUUCUUUAUUUUUAUGCGGUGCUGAGGAUCCAACCCAGGGCCUCACACAUGCUAGGCAAGCGCUCCACCACUUAGCUACAGCCCCCCACCCCCCGUUUUUCUAAGGAUUGUAUCAGUGUUUUUUGAAAGAGGAUACUUUAAAAACUUAUUACCCCAAAACUUCAAUCUGGAAUGUCUUACAUUAAGAAUUUCUUGAAUGUUGUGUAUAUAUUUUAAAAAGCACUUUGUGAAAUAGUUUGUACAUUUAUUUCCUAAUUUAUACAUGAUUUUCAGUGUUAAUAUAUUUAUUGAUUAAUAACAGAAUGUUUAUUCAAUGUUUGUCCACUUUUAUGUAAUAUUGUGGGGAACAGUGUUGCCAACAGUUAUUUCAUUGGCUGUAUUAUGUCUUCUCUUCUGUAACGUGAACGUUUGAAAGUUGGGCUAAAUGAACUGUCGUGCGGUGCGGA
Molecule: messenger RNA, 3886 nt
Organism: Marmota monax (woodchuck)
Lineage: Eukaryota; Metazoa; Chordata; Mammalia; Rodentia; Sciuridae
Gene: Ss18l1
Product: SS18L1 subunit of BAF chromatin remodeling complex
Exons: 11
Coding region: 116-1324 (402 amino acids)
Biological process (GO): positive regulation of dendrite morphogenesis; positive regulation of transcription by RNA polymerase II
Cellular component (GO): nucleus
Molecular function (GO): transcription coactivator activity
Source: RefSeq, a predicted model, not a curated record